AUGAAUACGCAACGGAAAUCGAGAGCAAGGUCUCAAAAAUCGGUUCUAUCUGCAGCACAUUCCAACGAGGAAUCCCUCAUGAUUGUACCGGCAGCGGGAAAUACGAAAACAGUUUCUACAAGAAAAUCUUCACGAAAUAUUACCCUCAAAGACAAUGAUUCCACCACCGAAAAAGUAGCAUUCAAGCCUGGAAAGUGGCGUAAAUCGAUGUCUUUGCUAAGAUCUUCUAUAUGUCGCCGGGAUGGAUAUGGAUCCUGUCCGAUUGCGGGCGAGCGUCGCAUAACGAUGUACCAAGUGCCACAAUCAACCGAUGAGCAUCGUUCGUCGGAGGUUUCACAUGAUGUUUCAAUUUAUCAGUUUGUGGCACCACUCACAUGGAAAGCUGUAGCCGAUCUCCGGUACUUGUGCCCGAAAAGUCCAAAGAAUGAAAUUCUAGCACGCUGUGGACAACAGGAACCGAUCAGCUUCGAAAAGGCGCUUGCCAAUUUGGAUGUGGUUGUGGAACGUAAGAUCGGCGAAGGAGUGUACGGCGAGGUGUAUCUCUGCACUAAACCGAGUGGCGUACAGUCGGUUCUUAAGCUGAUUCCUAUUGCCGGUAGUCUUCUGAUUAACGGGGAAAAGCAAAAAACGUAUGAGGAAAUUCUCUCGGAAGUGAUCAUUUCAGCAGAACUGAGCAGUUUAAGGCAGCAUAAUGUACAAUUUAGUACCGAUGGGUUCGUGGAGCUGCGUAGUGUUAGCUGUCUGGUUGGCAAAUAUCCAGAACGACUGGUUGAGCUGUGGGAAGAAUACGAUGAAAAGCACGGUUCGGAAAACGAUCGUCCGUCGGAGUUUCCGGAUGAUCAGCAUUACAUAGCCUUCGAAACAGCAUUCGGAGGCAGCGAUCUGGAUGGAUUUCGGUUCAAAAACGCACAGCAAGCGUUCGCAAUAUACGCACAGAUUGUACUAAUGCUAGCUGUGGCAGAAAAACGGUACGAUUUUGAACACCGAGACCUUCACACAGGGAACAUCUUGAUAGAAACCACCAAGGAACCGGAACGGACAUACUACCUUCUUGGGGAAGAAAUUAUAAUACAAACGCACGGGCUUAAAGCAACCAUCAUCGAUUACACCCUGUCCCGCAUUAUUUACAAUGGGCUGUGUCUGUUCAACGAUCUGUCCACCGAUGAAGAACUGUUCACCGCGGAAGGCGAUUAUCAGUUUGAAAUCUAUCGGAACAUGAAAGCGGCCCUACACAAUCAGUGGAACUUACACUCACCGAAAACGAAUGUUUAUUGGUUGCACUAUCUGCUCGACAAGCUUACAUCGAUGCGAAAGUUUCGGGAGAAAACCAGUAAAGCGCACAAAACGGCAAUGAAAACGAUGAAGGAACUGAAGGAAGUACUGCCACGAUUCAGCAGUGUGCAUGAAAUAGUGUGCCACUAUUUCGUACCACAUUUGGACGAAAAUAAUAAGGAAAAUUAA
This is a messenger RNA of Anopheles maculipalpis, 1461 nucleotides long. It is a transcript of the gene Haspin, whose product is annotated as serine/threonine-protein kinase haspin homolog. Gene Ontology annotation, cellular component: cytoplasm; nucleus. The transcript has a single exon. Bases 1 to 1461 code for a protein of 486 amino acids. The record is from RefSeq and is a predicted model, not a curated record. Gene Ontology annotation, biological process: intracellular signal transduction; protein phosphorylation; mitotic cell cycle. NCBI's taxonomy places the organism in Eukaryota, Metazoa, Arthropoda, Insecta, Diptera, Culicidae. Gene Ontology annotation, molecular function: histone H3T3 kinase activity; ATP binding.